AUGAAUACAAGUAUAUACAACCACAUAAUUGUUUUUGUAUUUAAGGUGCGUAUAGCAGCAAAAUUCAUAAUUCAUGCUCCUCCUGGGGAAUUCAAUGAGGUGUUCAAUGAUGUUCGAUUGCUGCUUAAUAAUGACAAUCUUCUCAGGGAAGGAGCAGCCCAUGCAUUUGCACAGUACAACUUGGACCAGUUUACUCCAGUAAAAAUUGAUGGUUAUGAUGAACAGGUUUUGAUAACAGAACAUGGUGAUCUGGGAAAUGGAAAAUUUUUGGAUCCCAAGAAUAAGAUCUCUUUUAAAUUUGAUCACUUAAGAAAGGAGGCUACUGAUCCUAGACCCCACGAAGUUGAAAAUGCCAUAGAAUCUUGGAGAAAUUCAGUUGAAACAGCAAUGAAAGCAUAUGUGAAAGAACACUACCCAAAUGGUGUCUGCACAGUGUAUGGUAAGACAAUUGAUGGACAGCAGACCAUUAUUGCAUGCAUAGAGAGCCAUCAGUUUCAAGCAAAAAAUUUUUGGAAUGGCCGUUGGAGGUCAGAAUGGAAGUUUACAAUCACCCCUUCAACCACUCAAGUGGCUGGCAUCUUGAAAAUUCAGGUUCACUAUUAUGAAGAUGGUAAUGUUCAGUUGGUGAGCCAUAAAGACAUACAAGAUUCUCUAACGGUGUCUAAUGAAGCCCAGACAGCGAAGGAAUUUAUAAAAAUCGUAGAGGCUGCAGAAAAUGAAUAUCAGACUGCUAUCAGUGAGAAUUAUCAGACUAUGUCGGACACUACUUUCAAGGCCCUACGUCGACAAUUGCCAGUUACCCGCACCAAGAUUGACUGGAACAAGAUCCUUAGCUAUAAGAUUGGAAAAGAGAUGCAGAAUGCUUAAAGUGAACGUUGCAUGACUGGAUCAUUUUAGUGUCCUUGUAGACAAAUAAAAAUUAUUACAAAAAGUAUUCGGAACUGUCGCAUCACCCAGUCAGCAUGGGCUUUUGCCAUUGAAAAUCACUGUAAGUAGUUUGGUUAGAGCACAAAGCUUAGCUAAUUGACUUUUUUCCUUUUUCUUUCUCUUCAGAGGGUUGCAACUUCAGUAUAGCUGAAUAUCUUUCUUUAGAGUUUCUGUUGUACCUUUAUUUUUUUAUAAUGAAGAGACCAUGCCUUUAGUUUUCAAUUACAUGUUAAGAACAGUUUGAAAAAUAUUUUCGCAUAUGAUAACCCUUUCUCUUGCUUUCAUGUGAAAUGGACAACUUCCAAAAUCUGCUGGAUUCCUUGUCGAGAUCAGUAAUGUGACCUGUAGGUCAAGGUCAACGUGGAGUUAGCCAUAGGUGCUGUUUUUGAAAUCAUCUGUCCUUUCAUUGUAUGUAAAAUUGGGAAAAGCAUUUUCUAGGUCGUUUAAACCUUUCAGAAUACUUAUUUAGCUAACUCCGUGGUAACUAAAUUUUUUUAAAAAGAAAAGGCCAAGGUUUAAUGCUGUUUUAAGAUUUUGAAAUUAAAUAAAAGUACUUAUUUCAGAAUUGCAUUUAAUGCUUUGUUCCUGACAGUUACUUAAAUGAGCUCAAACUCCGUCUGCCCUUGAGGUUUUUUUAUCAUAAAGCCACAAAUGUAUUAUAAUAAGGCAUACUGUAAUAUAUAUAAUCCUGUACGCAUUACUAUGUCUGUAGGUUUAUUUUUUUUCUUGGAUUGAAAUGUACUAAAAUGCAAUGUGACAUUAAAAUGCAAAUUUUCUAUUUA
Molecule: messenger RNA, 1709 nt
Organism: Nipponia nippon (crested ibis)
Lineage: Eukaryota; Metazoa; Chordata; Aves; Pelecaniformes; Threskiornithidae
Gene: CAPZA2
Product: capping actin protein of muscle Z-line subunit alpha 2
Biological process (GO): barbed-end actin filament capping; actin cytoskeleton organization
Cellular component (GO): cortical cytoskeleton; F-actin capping protein complex
Molecular function (GO): actin filament binding
Source: RefSeq, a predicted model, not a curated record